ACGGUGAUAAAAGCCUGCGCGUGCGCACCUCGCCACAGUCCGCGCGCACGCUAGCGCUCUGUACGCACUCGAUUUAGUUUAAGCCUAGAGGUGCAGCACCAACACUAUGCUGCGUUUGUCAAUUUUUUGCAUGGUACUGGCCCUUGCUGCCGCCCAAAAUGGAUAUGACUACAACAGGCCCAACAGGCCGUUUGGUCAGGGAACAUCCAGCAGACCUGGGACAUCAUCUGGAUCCGGAGGCACCACGACAACAUCAUACCCUAUAAGACCACAAAACGAUGACUUCAGCGGCCCCAGUGGACCAACCACUGGCUACCCUUCCGGACCUCAAAAUUACCCAGGAUCAGGAGGCCAAAGACCAGGGUACCCUGGCUCUUCAUACCCUGGUCAAGGACCUAGUGGACCAUCAGGCAGCUACCCCGGUCAAUCCGACUCAUCCUACCCUCAAGGGUCACGUGGCCCAUCUGGAUUCCCCGGUCAAGGAUCUAGAUAUCCUGGACAGGGUCAAAAUUAUCCCGGCUCUGGAUCUGGAAACAACUUCGGCACCACUAGUUUCUCUGACAGUGAUAAUGGCAAUUACGAGGGUGGGGACUAUUCGGCUAUUCCUGGCGAACCUGAUAUAGACUAUCCCAUUUUGUCCUACAUUCCUCAAACCUCCUUCAGCUGUAAAGCUCAAUCUCUUCCUGGGUACUAUGCUGAUGUUGACGCCCGUUGUCAAGUUUUCCACGUCUGCUCCAAUAACAGAACGUACGACUUCCUAUGUCCUAAUGGAACCAUCUUCUCCCAAGAAGACUUCGUCUGUGUAUGGUGGAAUCAGUUCUCCUGUGAAUCCGCUCCUGGCCUUUACGAAUUGAAUGCUAAACUCUAUGACUAUUCCAUUAAAGGAUCUUCUGAUGACUACUCUAGCUUCAACGACUACUCUGGAUCUUCCUAUCCAGGUGGUAGAGGACCACAAGGGCCAUCAUCUUACCCUGGUUCUGGCUCUUCUCGGCCAUCGAACUACCCUGGUAGUUCGGGACCAUCAACUCCUUACCCCGGUAUACAAUCGACCAGCUCAUACCCUGGUUCCCAAGGCCCAUCAGGUGGAUACCCAGGGCCUCAAGGUCCCACUGGAAGUUACCCAGGAUCACAAGGCCCAUCAGGUAGUUAUCCCGGUUCACAAGGACCAUCAAGUAAUUACCCAGGCUCCCAAGGUCCGUCUGGAAACUAUCCAGGGUAUCCUGGAUCCGGUUCUGGUCCACAGGGACCUUCUAGUGGGCCAAGUGGGUCUGGGUACCCAGGAUCAGGUUCCACUACACCCUAUCCUGGAUCAGGGUCGGGUAGUCAGGGAUAUCCGUCAGGUAGACCAAGUGGGCCGAGCUUUAAUGGAGGUGGUAAUAGGGGAAGACCUGCUCAGAAACCGAACAGAGAAUAUCUCCCGCCUAGAAAUUAAUUAAGACCAUCAUAAGACUAGAAACAUGUUAAUAAGCGUACCUGAAUAUUAUCCAUAAAUUGCAAUUAUUUCAAAACAAAUUCUUAAUGUAAGAGCCCGGAGCGUUUACUCUUGAAACCAAUUUCAAUGUCAAUGCAAUUUCAAUCCAAUAAAAUCUCAAUAAUUAUUAAAUGUCAAAACUAUACAACCCCGAAUACAACCCAACUCUUAAAAUAGUGUUCAGCGUGCUUACCUAUGUAAUAUAAAGCCAAACUCAAUAACAUUUAGUUCAUUUAAUACCCACGCAAUACGAAUGCAAUGGGCGCUAGUGUUGCAACUCAAGAGUACGAAAUUUCACAAUAUAAAUAAAUCGAUCGGAAUUGGAUUCAAGAGCAAGCCCCCUGUUAUUAUUGGAAUAUUUCCUAAAAUUAGGUGCCAGUAUUAAGCACAAAUUGACAAACGAAAGUUGGUGCUGACUUUUUUAUAACAAUAAGUAAUUAAAUACUUUAAUGCUAUUACUUUAAGGACUAUUUAUUAGAGUUAUGUUACUCAUAAGUUUUACAUUUUAUUCAUCGAAUUUGCUUAAGUAUGAUUAAGUUAAUAUUGGUACAAAAUUGUGAUGUUGAAACCGAGAGUUACCAAAACUAGUAUUUUUUGUUACUUAUAAAACCAUAUUAAGCUUUACGAAUAACACUUUGAUUGUAAAUACACAAUAUACUUAUUACGAUAAUAUAAUUUCUGUAAUCGAAUAAAUGACUUAGCAACAUUAA
This is a messenger RNA of Spodoptera frugiperda (fall armyworm), 2181 nucleotides long. RefSeq names its product spidroin-2-like. Gene Ontology annotation, cellular component: extracellular region. NCBI's taxonomy places the organism in Eukaryota, Metazoa, Arthropoda, Insecta, Lepidoptera, Noctuidae. The transcript has 3 exons. The coding region runs from base 107 to 1432 and encodes 441 amino acids. Gene Ontology annotation, molecular function: chitin binding. The record is from RefSeq and is a predicted model, not a curated record.